Vanessa atalanta (red admiral) is the source of this 4049-nucleotide messenger RNA. RefSeq names its product myotubularin-related protein 4. Gene Ontology annotation, biological process: dephosphorylation; regulation of autophagy. The transcript is spliced from 20 exons. Gene Ontology annotation, molecular function: metal ion binding; protein phosphatase binding; phosphatidylinositol-3,5-bisphosphate 3-phosphatase activity. The record is from RefSeq and is a predicted model, not a curated record. The coding region runs from base 410 to 3808 and encodes 1132 amino acids. NCBI's taxonomy places the organism in Eukaryota, Metazoa, Arthropoda, Insecta, Lepidoptera, Nymphalidae.
GUUGCUCCGCAGCUGCCGCGUGUGUCCGUCGCAUUUUCAAUGCGACACCGCUCCUCAUCUGUCAUAAUAUGGAUAUAUAUCAUAUUCGCGCUCUUGUCAAUAUUCAGUUCUCAUAUUUGUGGUUUUGUGAAGUCUCCGACAAGUAUAAAUGGAUUAUAUUGUAAAGUGCGAUCGGAAACGAUUAGAAUUGUAAGGACAGUGUGAACGAAGCGGUGCAAAUGUGAUUUUAUAUAAGUAUAAAAAACUAAACUAAUUUAUUUACAUCGUAGUAUCGAUGCAGUUAUCCAUUAAAAGAUGGAACGUUACAAACUGGACGCGUUACGAUUUCGUGCUUCCUUUAGUGAGUUAAACUAGUGUGUAGUGAUAAAAGUCUGAUUUGGUUAAACGUUAGUUUUAUCUAUAUCGGAGUAUGCUGAUCAACACGUUCCUUGACACUGAGGAUUUUGUACACCUGUACUAUCCGGAAGAUGAACCGCCGGCCCCGCAGGGCUGUGGUGCGGGAGCACGCCUCGCUUCGAAGUACCCUCGACCUACUACGCCUGAAUAUAAAGAGGUGGCAGCGACGUCGAGCGAGAUGAGCGAGCGCGAGCGGUACCGCGCGCCGCCGCAACCCGAGCCUCCACCGCACCGCGUGCGCGCCUCGGAUCUCUACCCGCGCAUGCGCACGCACUACGACGAGCCCGGUUUGGAAUCCGGUUUCGCUCCAAUAUGCGGCGAAUUUGUACAGUGGGUGGGCCGCACGGCAGACGGCGGUACGAUUGCGAUGUCAAACUACCGGCUUCACUUGCAGCCGCGAAGGCGUGGCGGGCCCGGUGCUUCGGUGCCGUUACGGCUUAUUGACGCACUGGAGAUCCGUGAUUUACUCUGCUUAUAUAUACUCUGUAAACACGGCCGACAAUUAAAAUGCUCAUUCAACACAGGAGAUCAAUGCGUUGAAUGGUGGAGAAGACUGAACACGGCUUUAGUUCCCAUUGGUUCUCUGCAAGAAACGUUCGCAGCUGCAUAUGCCGCCUGGGCCAAGGAACUACCUCCCACGUCCGUCCAUAAGGCGCUCAUGAGGGCGUCACAAGCCCCUCAACGACAUUGGUUCGGACCUGAGUUGGAACGACUCGGUUUCACGACUAAAGGCGCGUGGCGCGUCACCGCUGCCAAUGCAGAGUACAAGCUAUGCCCCUCUUACCCGCCGCUGCUCAUCGUGCCGGCCUGCAUCGGUGACGAAGACCUGGACUCCGUAGCACGUUUCCGCGCAAUGCGGCGUAUUCCGGCGGUGGUUUGGCGCCACCGGUCCACGGGUGCGGUGAUAGCGCGCUCGUCGCAGCCGGAAGUCGGGUGGCUUGGCUGGCGUUCCAGCGAAGACGAACGAUUAUUAGCCGCAUUCGUCACGGCGUGUAACCAGGAUAGGCCUACUCCUAACAAGCAACUGAAGCUGCUGAUAGUGGACGCGCGCUCGUACGCGUCCGCGGUCACGAACCGCGCGCGCGGGGGCGGCUGCGAGUGCGCACAGUACUACCCCGCCGCCGACAUACAGUUCAUGAGCCUGCCCAACAUACACCACGUGCGCCGCAGCUUCCAGCAGAUGCGCGCGCUCUCCGCUGAGCCCGGGGAGCAGGCCAACUGGCACAGCAACCUGGAGCGCACGGUGUGGCCGCAGUACGUGUGCGGCGUGGCGCGCGCGGCGACGGCGGUGGCGCGCGCGGCGCACGCGGGCCGGCCCGUGCUCGUGCACUGCUCGGACGGCUGGGACCGCACGCCGCAGCUCGUGGCCGCCGCGCAGCUCAUACUCGACCCCUACUACCGCACGCUGCAGGGAUUCCGGAUACUAAUCGAGCGGGAGUGGUUGGACUUCGGACAUAAGUUCGCGGAUCGUUGUGGACAUCAAUUCGGCGCAGAAGACCCUAACGAACGAUCUCCCAUCUUCCUGCAGUGGCUACACGUCGUUUACCAGAUGAUGUUGCAGUAUCCCUGCAGCUUCGAAUUCAAUGAAGCUUAUCUAAUAAAGCUGGCGACGCACGUGCACUCGUGCAUGUUCGGCACGUUCCUGUGCAACACGAGCCGCGAGCGCGCCGAGUGCCGCGCGAGCGACACGACCGCGCAGGUGUGGCACCUGCUGCGCGCGCCCGCCUACCGCAACCACCUCUACACGCCGCCGCACCACCCGCACGAGCAGGUGAUCUGGCCGGAGUGCAGCGUGCGCGCGAUGCAGGUGUGGUGGGGGCUGCUGCGCGGCGAGCGCGAGCGGGAGCCGCCGCGCGCCGCGCCCGCGCCGCCCGCCGCGCCCGCCGCGCCCGCCGCCGCGCCGCACGCCAACGGUUUAAUGACGAAGACUAGAUCCUGUGAUAACCUGCUUAGCGAGGGAGAGAAGAGAACUACGCAGAGGAGAUGCAGCGACCCAAAUUUGGCGCCAGAUGUUAUGAAAUUAUCAUUGGUAGUAAACGGCGGCCCAACUGCGGAACGCUCAGAGGGCGAAGCUCCUGUACUCACAGACAGCUGCGUCGAGCAGCUGACGGGAGAUACUGAUACGGAAACUGACCAGGUUGAUGGCCUCCACCCAGACCAUUUCGAGAACAGACUGCGUGACAUCACGAGCAAUUCAUCAUCCUUGGAGCGCGAGCUGGUGGCCGCGCCCACCGUGACCACAAGUGAACAGGCGUGCGACGCUCCAGCGGACACUCCCGAGGAGCCACCUGUGUUCGUUUGUGAAACGUACACCGACGUCCUCGGCAUGGCUGAAGCGGCAAGAGAAACAGCGAGAACGAGAAACAUAAGCAUAACAUGGCGAUCUAUAUCCGAAUCCAGCAACCAAUCCUCUACCGGCUUCGACGUCCCCGAGAACUCGCCACAAAAUCACACCGAAUCUAAGAUCAACCGUCUCCAGGAGACACCCAUUGACAAUCACAAUUCCACCGAGGGGGAUGUGGUCAAUCACAACAUAGUGAACCAACUGACCAAUCACAACAGGGAGAUGGGCAACGGGGACGUCAACGGCUUAGUGGAUGUUGCCACAAAAUUUCUUGAAGUAGACUUGAAUGGCGGCGCGUCGUCCAGCGGCGCGAGCUCGGAGAGCGAGGGCGAGGCGGAGGGCGCGGGGCGCGCGGGCGGCGCGGGCACGCGCGUGGCCAGCCAGCUCACGCUGUGCCCCGCGUCGCCGCGCCGCGCGCCGCGCCCGCCGUGCGCGCCGUGCCCGCACUGCGCCGUGUGCCUGGCGGGCGAGGAGUCGUCGGGCUCGAGCGACGCGUGCUGGUGCGGCGCGUGCGACGGCGGCGCGGGCGCUUCGCGGGCGCGCUGCGUGUGCGGCGCCGGCCUGCGCGCGCACUGCGACUCGCUGGACGGCCUGCCGCCCGCCGCCGACCCGCUGCAGGCGCGCCUGCACCAGAUCAUACUGUACCAGAAGAAAGUGGUAGAGGAAUUGAGCGGGCAGCUCCGCGAGGCGCGCGAGGCUCUCCGUAGGGCGUCGCCCGCGCCGCCGCCUGCGCCGCAGUCCGCUACGCAAGCACAGGUGUGCCGCAACGGCAACGGCAACGGCGGCAGCACGGCGAGUCGCGGCAGCGGCGGCGGCAGCAGCGCGGCGAGCGGCAGCAGCAGCGGCAGCGCGUCGGAGGUGGAGGUGGGCGAGGAGGCGCGCGGCGUGCUGUGGCUGCCCGACAGCGCCGCGCCGCGCUGCCAGCACUGCCGCAACCAGUUCUGGCUGGCGCGCCGGCGGCACCACUGCAGAAGGUGCGGCGGCAUAUUCUGCGGCUCGUGCUCGGAGAUGAGCCCGUGGGGCGAGCUGGGCGCGGUGCGCGUGUGUCGGCGCUGCCGCCUGCGGUGACGAGCCCGCCCCGCCUCUCCGCCUCCGUAGCCGAGUGACGUUUGUGACGUUUAAAACGUUACGAAUGUUCCCUCGACGAAAUUCGUCUUUGAUUCAACGACAGUAUUCCUCAAUGAACUGCUCACGAGUGACGCGUCGGUCGAACGAUUGACUCUCCUAUACUAAUUAGAUAUUAAUUAAUUAACGAUUACUUCCAAAUCAGUUCUAUAUUGUUCUAAUAAAGUUUACAUAAUGUUAUCGA